Messenger RNA from Hemibagrus wyckioides, 1186 nucleotides. RefSeq names its product C-C chemokine receptor type 5-like. The coding region runs from base 113 to 1186 and encodes 357 amino acids. NCBI's taxonomy places the organism in Eukaryota, Metazoa, Chordata, Actinopteri, Siluriformes, Bagridae. Gene Ontology annotation, cellular component: membrane. Gene Ontology annotation, biological process: G protein-coupled receptor signaling pathway; chemotaxis; immune response. The transcript is spliced from 2 exons. Gene Ontology annotation, molecular function: chemokine receptor activity. The record is from RefSeq and is a predicted model, not a curated record.
UUAUAGGCAAGGAGAAAAAUAAAGCCCCACCUCAGACAAACCCUAGCUCAGCCUCUUGUUAUGUGGCAGUAUUCAAAACCUUCCUCCGCAAUCAUUCUUGGACUAAUGAACCAUGGCAACGAAUUCCCCCAACAUGACAACUCUGGACUACUCUGAUUAUAUCUACCUUGACUAUUAUGGCUUAUUCAACGUAACUGCCUGUGACAAUAACAGCAUACGUACUUUCAGCCAAGUCUUCCUCCCUACACUCUACAGCAUUGUCUUCAUUGUGGGAUUCAUCGGCAAUGGCCUGGUGUUGUGUGUUCUGGUCAAGUACCACAAAAUUAUGUCAGAUGUGUGCCUCUUCAACCUGGCCCUUUCAGACCUCCUCUUCCUUCUCUCAUUGCCUUUCUGGGCUCACUAUGCCGCCAACAAACGGUGGAUCUUUGGGAGCUUCAUGUGCCAUGCAGUGACAGCUCUCUACAUGCUGGGAUUCUAUGGAAGUAUCUUCUUCAUGAUAGUCAUGACCAUAGACCGCUAUGCUGUCAUUGUCCACACCUAUACCUCUCUCUUCUCCAAGCACCGGUCUGUCAGAGCUAGCAUAACACUGAUUUCGUUUAUGUGGGCGCUUAGUCUGGGAGCCUCUUUGCCAACCAUCAUUUUCUCACAAGUGAAGUCAGAUGGAUGGACAUGCAGUUUGGAAUAUCCAGAAGGAACUGCAUGGAGGUCAUUCAUUUACAUCGAACUAAACCUCCUCAGCCUGAUCAUUCCUCUCUCAGUGAUGGUGUUCUGCUACUCACGUAUCAUCCCCAUAUUAAUGUCCAUGAAGUCUCAGAAGAAACACAAGGUCAGGCUCAUGCUGGUCUUGAUCAGCAUUUUCUUCAUUUUCUGGACACCUUACAACAUCGUCAUCUUCCUAAGGUUCCUGCAUCAACUGGGUUAUAUGAACACCUGUCAGUGGAAUCAGGACCUGAACAUGGCUAUGCAGUGGGUGGAAACCAUAGCGUUCACUCACUGCUGCAUCAACCCCAUCAUCUAUGCCUUUGUGGGGCAGAGAUUCAGGAAUUUAUUUCUAAAGAUUCUGAAAGAGUGGUUUCCUUGUUGCUUUGGCUGGAACACACCAAUCGAAAGUGAGUUGACAGAGAUGGAAGGCUCUUUGUACUCACACUCCUCAGUUAUUUCCAGCACAGAGACUGUUCAGCCAUAA